Messenger RNA from Myodes glareolus (Bank vole), 3970 nucleotides. NCBI's taxonomy places the organism in Eukaryota, Metazoa, Chordata, Mammalia, Rodentia, Cricetidae. The record is from RefSeq and is a predicted model, not a curated record.
AUCAUAAAUUUUAUAGGAGAAACCGGCCCUAAAACUUGGGGUGUAUGUAAUCCUAUGCCCAAUAAAGCAUCGGUCAGAAAGUUUGUAAACCCCGGGAGCACUUAGGAAUUGUGAUUUGGAUGGAAGGCUGCAAACAGAAGAGUGUGUGCUAGAAACGCAGUGAGUGGUACCCAGAACCCGGAAUACUAGUGAUUUUGUGUGAUACUGUUUGAUUUUGUAACGAGCUAGUAAUGAGCAGUAGUGUGUUUAGUUAAUGGUAUGUGUGCUGGUUUGUUGGGCGGGAUGUUUGCUUUCUAGGAAUGCUAAAAGCAUCAGAGAACUUUGCAAGCACCCUCUUGAACACAGACUUUACUGUGUUUUACAGCCGUUGGAAGUGUUUGGGUAUUUUCUUGGGUUUUUUUGUAUUGUUUUUUUAAAGUAGUGUUCUUCAGUGACUUCUCAAGACCAUUAGUUUGGCACUGUGUUGUCUGGUUGGGAGGGAAACUUGUUUUUAAAAUUAGGAUUUAGGAUCUUGAAGAACUUUGCCAGGUGUUAUGGUGGAUCCCUUAAUCCCAGCACUUGGGAAGCAAAGGCAGACGCAUCCCUGUGAGGUCAGUCUAGUGAAUCCCAAGACAGUCAGAACUAUGUAGAGGGUUCUGUCUCAGUUGAAAAAAUAAAAAAAUCCAUGGGCUGCAUCUGUGUCCCACUUUCUGGAGCUUCUGAUGGCGAGAGAAAGACAGCUAAAAGUUUUCCAGAAAAAUCACUGUAGCUAGCACCGCUGGUUUCUAAAGCAUAGACUUUCAGGCUGACAUAGUGAAUACUAGUUCUCUUAGCCCUGGACCCAGAAGAACUUUUGAGAGUUAACUGCCCAAGUGGCAGGGGUCACAUGAACUUGCCGUUGGAGUCACCGUUCUAACCACGCUCCCCGUUCUAACCACGCUCCCACCUCAGGUCUUCCGUAGGUAUCCAUGAUGGUGCGCAUCAUCUCCAGCUUGACCAACAAGUAUUUCCCUGUGGUCUAGGCAAUUCCAGUCCUCGUACCUUCCCUAAUGUGUGUUCAUUCACUUGAUUCCUGAGAUACAGUUCAGAGUCUUUUAACUAUAUCUUUUUGUGUUUUGCUGGCACCUAGGUGGAUCCCAAGUAGAAAGCCCAGUGGAUCAAAAGAGAGGGAGGGGAGGGGCUGAACUGUGAAGAGUGUGGCCCCAGAACCAUGUCUACUCGGGAGUCCUUUAACCCGGAAAGUUAUGAAUUGGACAAGAGCUUCCGCCUAACCAGGUUUACUGAACUGAAAGGCACAGGCUGCAAAGUGCCCCAAGAUGUCUUGCAGAAAUUGCUGGAAUCUUUACAAGAGAACCACUUCCAAGAAGAUGAGCAGUUUCUGGGAGCUGUUAUGCCACGGCUUGGCAUUGGGAUGGAUACUUGCGUCAUUCCUUUGAGACAUGGCGGGCUUUCCUUGGUUCAAACCACAGAUUACAUUUAUCCAAUUGUCGACGACCCCUACAUGAUGGGCAGGAUAGCAUGUGCUAAUGUCCUCAGUGACCUCUAUGCAAUGGGCGUCACGGAGUGUGACAAUAUGCUGAUGCUCCUUGGAGUCAGCAAUAAGAUGACUGACAGGGAAAGGGAUAAAGUGAUACCGCUAAUUAUACAGGGUUUUAAAGAUGCCGCAGAGGAAGCGGGAACCUCUGUAACGGGUGGUCAAACAGUGUUAAACCCCUGGAUUGUUCUGGGAGGAGUCGCCACAACUGUCUGCCAGCCCAAUGAAUUUAUCAUGCCAGAUAAUGCAGUACCAGGGGAUGUGCUGGUACUGACAAAACCGCUGGGGACACAAGUUGCAGUUGCUGUACACCAGUGGCUGGAUAUUCCUGAAAAAUGGAAUAAAAUUAAGCUCGUGGUCACCCAAGAAGAUGUAGAAUUGGCAUAUCAAGAAGCGAUGAUGAACAUGGCACGGCUCAACAGGACAGCUGCAGGCCUUAUGCACACAUUCAAUGCUCAUGCGGCCACUGACAUCACAGGCUUCGGGAUUCUGGGCCACGCACAGAACCUGGCCAAGCAGCAGAGGAACGAGGUGUCAUUUGUGAUUCACAACCUUCCGGUGCUGGCCAAGAUGGCAGCUGUGAGCAAAGCCUGCGGGAACAUGUUCGGCCUCAUGCACGGCACCUGCCCGGAGACAUCAGGAGGCCUGCUCAUCUGUUUACCACGUGAGCAAGCAGCUCGGUUCUGUGCAGAAAUAAAGUCCCCCAAAUAUGGCGAAGGCCACCAAGCAUGGAUUAUUGGGAUUGUAGAGAAGGGCAACCGCACAGCCAGAAUCAUCGACAAACCUCGGAUUAUUGAAGUCGCACCUCAAGUAGCCACGCAAAACGUGAAUCCCACACCUGGUGCCACCUCCUAAUCUAGACAGAGAUAGCUAUUGGAUUUUGUUUUUAAAUAGAUCUAUUUCCUUUAUCAUCACUUUGAUUAAAGACUCAAUAAGAACAACAAAAAUCUCAUUGUGUCUACACAUCUGGUGACCCUAGGUCGGUUUGUGAGUGGAUGCAAUUAAUAAAAAGAAAUCCAUGGCCUUCUUUUCCUAUUACAUUAACUGAAGAUGCACCCAACCUCGAGGCAGCUUCUGAGUUGAGAAUGAUAUUGUUAUCCAAUACUGUUGAUUCAUUUUGAAUCUUUAGAUGCGUAUCUCUUGCCGCAUAGGCGCUUUCUAAAGGUGCUUCCCACCCCAGACAUUACUGAGAGCAGUGUCACCUGGCAGUCCGUGUCUUCUCGUGUCUAUAAAUGUCUCAGUUGACACUCUAGAAAGGCAGAAUUGGUCAGUGACGUGGUGGCCUCCCAGUCGUCAGAGGGUCGCAUGAGUCCUUUGAGUCUUUGGUUUGUGAAGAGCUGAGUCUUCUACCCAGGACAUUGUCCAGCCGCUCACUCAGACUCAGUCAGUAAGGUUUACUCUGCAUGGAAAGCACUUAGAAUUAAAAAAAGAAUUUUUUUUAAAAGCUUUCCUGAUACUUGCAGUAAUACCAUUAAUGGUUCUUACCAAUAGGAAAAAGGAUACUUUUUGCAAUGUAACUAGAUGUUCUAUAGUGUGACAAGGAAUUGCCUUCCGAUAGGGGGUUCAUGUAUAAUACUCAUUUAUAAUUCAAUAUCUAAUUUACUUCGCAAAUAAUUUUUAAAUAUAAUCAGUAAUAAUGACUGUUCUGUGGAUGGUAGCAUUUAAUACAUUUUAUAUUUGUAUGGUGAUUUCAGGCCUCUUGUUUAAAAUCAGCAGCUCGUUAGCCUAAUUCUUAGCAUCAUUUUGUCUCUGCGCCCAUACUUUUUUGUGCACGCAUUUUGUGAUCUGUGUUUCAACCUGCAUUGCCAACAUUGCAGCUCAAAUUUAAAAGUUGUUAUUCAAAUAAAUAUUUAAUUUUUUUAAUUGCUCUUGUAUAAUCAGAUGCCCUUUUUAGUAUUAUUUUAGAAGCAUUUGGGAGGGUUUUGCCUAAAGUACAAUUUAUUGGGGGAAAACUAGAUUUUAGUUUUAUAAAACUUUUAAGUCUUUCAUGGGACCUAUAUUUUCUUGAAUUAAAUUUUGUAGUUCUAGAACAAAUAGGCGGUCUCCAAAGGUGUCAUCUGUGCUUCUUAGAAACAGGGCUUCCUCACCUUUACCCUAUGAGACAGCUGGGCUCCAUCACUAAGCACAAGGCACUGGGUCUCCACGCUCCUGUCUCCAGUAGAGAAAAACUCCCGUCCUCACUCCUCAGCACAGAAAACCAGGAACCUGCCACUGGGCAAAUGGGAUUCCCUGAGAGGAAGCAAGCGGCUGCAGCGUGGUUGUCUUCAGGAGCUGUGGGACCUCCUGUACCCACCUGGAGCUGGAACCGGAGCCGCCGAAGUGUGGCCCCGAGCAGAGGAAGCUGUUGCAGAAGGACAGUAAUUGGACACUGUAGGAAUCUAUCUGAUGUUUGUCCUCGAAAAUACACACCAGUGGUCUGCAAAAUAAAAUGUAUUGGAAUCCUGAGUGCAGAAAAUA